AUGAAGUUCUUGCACCUUGCUCUUCUCCUGCUGCCGACCUGGGUAUCGGCAUACACGGAAGCCGACUAUGACAGCGGCAAAGUGCACCAGAUGAUCAUGGAUAGAAAGCAUGCAUCCUGGGAGAAGCACAGAAAGGGAGGCGAAUACAACAGCAAGAAAUGGAGAUCUUUCUUGAAACACCACAAGGACAAGGACGUCAUCAAAUGCAACUCGAAGGGACUUGCAGUUGUCGAGCCAGGCAAUCCUUCAGAGACUUUCAGAUGCAAGAAUAUCGACUACUACGACUUCAAAAGUCAUGCCGACCUUGGCUCAUUCGCUGGAGAAGGAUCUUCAUCCUGGGGCUGGGUCUCUCCCAAUGGUCGCGAGUUCGUUGCCAUUGGACAAGCCGAUGGUACUGCCUUUGCUGAAAUAAACAAGCACGGCAAGCUCGUCUACCUUGGACGUCUUCCGCAGCAGUCUGUUUUCUCCCAGUGGAGAGAGAUACGCUCGUACAAGCACUACAUGGUGAUUGGAUCUGAGGCACGCAACCACGGCAUUCAAUUCUUUGACAUGAACAAAUUGCUUGACAUUGAUCCAAGAAGUCCGAAAAACUUCAGCAUCACUGCAGAUGUCACUGGACUAUUCACCGAUCUUCCCAUCGGUCGCACUCACAAUGUGGUCGUCAACGAAGAACUUGGCUAUGCUGUCUCUGUCGGUGCCCAACCUCGCAACAGCACUUGCCGAGCUGGUCUCAUCUUCAUCGAUGUCAGCGAUAUCACCAAGCCUGUCUCUCCUGGUUGCGCAGGUCAAGAUGGCUACGUCCACGAUGCUGAGUGUCUUGUCUACCGGGGUCCUGACAAGCGCUACUUUGGUCGCGAUAUUUGCUACGGCUACAAUGAAGAUACUCUCACCAUCUAUGAUGUGACCGACAAGACCGGCGUUAACUCCUCAAAGAUCAUUUCUCGUACCCCGUAUGUCGGAGCGUCGUACUCACAUCAAGGUGCUGUUCUCGAUCGCAACUGGCAAGAAUACCUUGUUCUGGAUGAUGAACUGGACGAGGAAGACCGUGCCGGUCCUGCAGCUGACCAAUACCCUGUGACAUACAUCUUCGACAUUCGCAACUUGGAAAAGCCAGUCAAUACAGGCCACUACAAAUCCAAGCAGAAGGCCAUCGAUCACAACCAGUAUGUCCAUGAUGGUCUCGUCUUCCAAUCAAACUAUGCUGCUGGUCUUCGCGUCUAUGAUGUAAGCGGUAUUCCUGCCGAUCCGACCGGUGGAAAUGUUGAGGAAGUCGCAUACUUUGACAUCUACCCUGAGGAUGAUGCGACCGACGGGCUGGUCGACUUUGUAGGUACAUGGAGUCAUUUUGCUGGGUUUCCGUCGGGCUACAUCAUGAUCAAUACCAUCGAAAGAGGUGUCUUUGUCGUGAAGAUGAACAAAUUUGGCAAGAAGGGCCACGGAAAGUGGUGGAACAAGCCACGCAAGAACCUAUAA
Aureobasidium melanogenum CBS 110374 is the source of this 1473-nucleotide messenger RNA. RefSeq lists its product as uncharacterized. Bases 1 to 1473 code for a protein of 490 amino acids. Lineage: Eukaryota; Fungi; Ascomycota; Dothideomycetes; Dothideales; Saccotheciaceae. Gene Ontology annotation, cellular component: extracellular region. The record is from RefSeq and is a predicted model, not a curated record. The transcript is spliced from 3 exons.